Messenger RNA from Phymastichus coffea, 2150 nucleotides. RefSeq lists its product as uncharacterized. Lineage: Eukaryota; Metazoa; Arthropoda; Insecta; Hymenoptera; Eulophidae. The record is from RefSeq and is a predicted model, not a curated record. The coding region runs from base 185 to 2116 and encodes 643 amino acids. Gene Ontology annotation, cellular component: centriole. Gene Ontology annotation, biological process: cilium assembly; clustering of voltage-gated sodium channels. The transcript has 5 exons.
AUCUGUACAUAGCGGAGGUCGAUUUAAAUUUCCGCGGCUUUCUCUCCAGCAGACGGCAGCAACCACAAUGUUUUGAUUUUGUUUUGAAAAUAAUGGACGCUUGACAACUGACUGUCGGCGAGCUUGUCGCAUUUUUUGAAAUCCAAAUGCUGUAAGAUAAUCGAAAAACAAUGUAUACACACUGAUGAAUGUUUGUUUACAAUUUAAGAGUGUAAAAUUGAGAGAAACGAUGACAGAAGUGGAAGAAAAUGUACUUCCGCCUAAAUUCUUUGAUAACAAUUCUGUUCUACACGAAUAUGAAUCUAUUUCCGCUAGUUUGAAGGAAGAGUUGAACAUGUGCAAGGUGGAACAAACUAAACUUCGAUUAGAAAUUAAAACUAUUCAAGAAGAAAAUAGAAAUGCUAAUGAAGCUCUGCAUGCUUCUUUAACAGAAUGUAAUCAUGGUAAUUGUCAAAUAGUAGAAGAGCAUAAAGAAGUUCUUACAAAUUUAGAAAAACGAAUAACUAUUAUGCAAAUGGAAAAGGAUUCUACUUAUCAAUUAUGGCAAAUGGCAUUAAAAAUUAUAGAUUGCUUAGAAGAAGAGCUUAGAAAUAUUAAUAGAGAUGACAAAAGUACAAAAUUUUAUCAAGAACAAAUUGUAAAUAUAAAAGAAGCGUAUUCUGAAGCUAUUAAAGUACUAGAAUCUAAAUUAGUCUCUGCCAAAGAAACUUUUUUUCAACAGCAAGCUCGGUCAGAAAAAAACAAAGAAAUGAUUGAGCAGUUAACAAAAGAAAAAACUAACAUUUCACAGCAAUUAACUAUUUGUCAGCAACAAUUUAGCGAAAAAGAUAAGAUUCAGCAAGCAACAAUAGAUUCCCUAAAAGAGGAUUUUAAUUCUACUAAAUGCGAACUUGAAUUUAUCAAGCAGUCCAAAAUUGAUUUAGAAUUAAAGUUAAAGGAAGCACAGACAAUUGUAAGUAACAUGAUGAAGAGAGAAAAUGAAGCUAAACUUAAAGUUUCAGAAGCUGUUGAAUUGAUAGAAUCUGUAAUGAAAGAAAAAAAUGUAAUAUUAAAAAGGGAAGCUAGAGUUGUAGAAGAAAAAAUAAAGCUGGAAAAAAACAUAGCUAAAUUAUCGGAUGAAAACGCUAAUCGUUUAGAUACAGAAAUUACAAAAAUCAAAGAAAUGUAUAAUAAAAAUAUAAAAAAGUACCAAUUAGAAAUUAAAGAAUUAAAAGCUGAAUUGAGAGAAAAAAUAACGGCAUUAGAUCGAACUGAACGAGAACGUAGAUUAGCAGAAGAAGAAUUAGAAAAGGUUAAGCAAGAUUCAAAUAAUUUUAUACAUAAUUCUCAUGCUCGAAUUCUGAAUCUUGAACAAAGUCUACAGCCAAGAGAUUCUAGGCUACAAAUAAAUGAAUCUGGUCAAAAAACGAUAAACAAUGACAGAAUUCUUGAUUUGGAAACUCAAAUAAGUCGUUUGCAGGAAAAAUUAUCUAGUACUACAGAGACAUUAAGACGGGUCCAAUUUCAAAAUUCUCGAGAUGUAGAGGACCAGAUAAGAGAAGCUGACAGUCGUAAGAGAGAAAUUAUGGAGAAAUGUUCAAAUUUUGAAAGGCAAUUAUCUCGAUCUAUUACUGAUAAAGAAAAUUUAGCUUGUCAAUUAUAUAAUUUGGAAAGUUCUUUUCAAAAAGAAUUACAAAAGAGAAAUCAUGAAAAGCUAUUAUUGGAGAUCAAAGUUCGCGAUCUACAAGAAAAGAUUUCAAAUGCAGAAAAUUUUCCUAAUGGACCAACAACUGUUGUAAAUAAUUUACCAAUCAGAAGAGAUACUAGUCAGCAAACCAUGGUGCAUUAUGAUCCAUUAACAAACAUCAUAGCUUUACAAGAAAAAUAUGAUAAGAAAACAAACGAAUUAAUUCAACAUGUUGAAACUCAUCAAAAACUUAGUAAUAAAUGGAAAGAAGAAGCCAACUCGCUUACCGAAAAAUUCCAAAAACGCACACAAGAUUUCAAAAGUAAAAUAAAUAUUUUACAAAAACAAAACAAUGACUUAGCUCGGGAAUUGCUAUUUUACCAACAACUUCUUGCCCGCUGUAAUGCCCAGAUAGUUCAGAAAUUUACCACAGAUACAGAAACACGGUGACACUUACUGAAAACAUGUAUAAAAACAUUAUUGC